Sander lucioperca (pikeperch) is the source of this 1522-nucleotide messenger RNA. RefSeq lists its product as uncharacterized. The transcript has 4 exons. Bases 209 to 847 code for a protein of 212 amino acids. The record is from RefSeq and is a predicted model, not a curated record. Lineage: Eukaryota; Metazoa; Chordata; Actinopteri; Perciformes; Percidae.
UAAAGCUCCGUAAGGGCAAUGACAUUUAUGAAAAAACUGGGCAAGGUCUAAGUGUAACGAGACAUGAAAAUGGAAAUUCUAGACAAGCUGGCACAAGAAAUAUUUGCUCUGAAAGCCUACCCUGAGAAAUAUCAAAUAGUAUCGGUUGCCUCUGAACUUGUCAACAAACAUCCGUGCCUUAAGGAGCCUGGUAGCGGCACAGGAUACGAUGGUUGGACAACAAGCAUCAAAGUACAAACUUGGAAACUACCGAUCUAAACUGCGCCAGGCUGGAUGUAAUGAGGUCAGUGUAAACAGGAAAAGAGGGAGGGAUGACGAAGUUGAUGAGGGUAGGUUUUCCUUGAAAAAACCAAAGCGAGGUGAAGUCAAUCAUGUUCCUGAUCAUCCAGAAAACUACAAUGAUGAGACACUAGAAGACCAGAGAUGUGUCCUGGUGGGUGAAAUGAAAAAGAAGGGGAAAGACAUGGAACUCAUCAGACAGAAGAUGGACCUCACAUUCUCCCUUAGGAGAAAGGAGAUCGUGGAGGUGGAGCCCAUGGUCUUGGAAAUCCAGGAGAGAUGGCCUGCUCUUUUUCUGAGAGAACAGAUUUGUGAGGAGUUCUUCCGUGUCACUACUAAAGACCUGUUGGGGACCUUUAGAGCAGCCUUAGAUGAGUACUGUCCUAGACUGCUUAAGCUGUACCGUGCCAGGAGGGGAGCCUGUGGUCAAGACAUGGAAAAUCUCUUGGAUAGGCUUGAUGAACAGACAUCUGACAUUGCACUGCAUCGAAGGAAAACUUGCCUUGAAGGUCUACCCAUAUUUGUCCGUGACAGCAGAGAAGCUCUUCCUGAAAUGCCUGGACACUGAUGCAGUUGAUGGGCAGACCAGAGGUGUCAAGAUGGGUAUCCUGACUGUUUUCGUAGAUGAUGCACCUACCUUGCAGCCCACAGUCAACAGUAUCGACAUUGUGUUGGAGGAGGCCAUUGUCCUCACAGAUCUUCCAGACCUCCCCACUGCAUUUGCCUACCUUUUCGGCCUGCUCUAUGCCUUGAACAUGGAGUUUCCAAAAGAACUCAAGUACACUUUUGAAGCUAUUCAGCACAUCUUCAUGGAACUUUCUGCCAGUUAGAAUUGCCCACGUUUGCACUGUUAUUGUCAGCGUUUUUUGAGAUGUAGGCCUGUUUUGUGAUCACUCAAAGAGAAGUACAGUUAUGAAGUUGAGUAACAUGUUGUUGAGUCAGAGUAAGUAAGCCAAUUUUAAAUUGCCCAAAUUACAUUUGCACCGUGAUUGUCGGCAGUUGUGAUCCCUCAGAGAGAAGUACAGUUGUUGGAAGAGACUGUUGUCUUGCCAAUGUUUCUUGUGUAUAUACUGUAUAACUUGUUUUAAAAGUGGAGUAACAUGUUGCUGUUGAGGCAGAGUAAGUAAGCCUAUCUUAAAUUGCCCACAUUACAUUUGCACCGUGAUUGUCUGCAGUUUUAAGAUAUGGGCCUGUUUUGUGAUCCCUCAAAGUAGUACAGUUGUGUUGGAAGAGACCAUUGUCU